AUGGAAGCGCGUUGUCGUGUAGCGUCAUGGUCGUGGCCGGCGAUCCUAUCGACGAUCGUCGUCCUGUGCCUGACGCUGGAUUAUUGUACGGUGUACGGGCGCAGCAUCACAAGUCUCUCACAGGCACCGAACGGCUGCGAGUGGAGAAAGGAAAACGAUGACGCGGAGAAGAUUCUGGCGUGCCAGGUCAAAACGAUCGCGAACGUGUCUGAUCUGAUUGGAAAUCUUUCGGCGAUACAAAUAGAUUCCAUUACAUCGUUGGGAUUGGAAUGCAGUGAUGUAUUGUUCUUCGAAAGUCAGCUCGAGGGUUCGCAACUUUUCCUGUUACCGUUACCGCGUCUCACGAAAUUGCGCGUUGAUUAUUGCAAGAUCCGAAACUUACCGGGCGGUGUAUUCGCCCUAGUACACAAUCUCCGCAGUCUAUCCCUGCGAACGCACAACGGUGAUUGGUCGACCAUGACGCUGGAAUUUCAUCGCGAUGCGCUUCGUGGUUUGACGAAUCUGCAGCACCUCGAUCUCUCCGAUAACAAUCUUUGGACGUUGCCGUCGGAACUGUUCUGUCCGGUGCAGAGUAUCGUGAGUUUGAACUUGACGCGCAACAAGUUACAGGACAUCACGUCUCUAGGCUUUGCCGAUUGGAGCGAGUCCUGUACGCCAAAUCUUGAGAUUCUCGACAUCAGUAAUAACGACCUCAGUGCCUUGCCCGACGGCGCACUCAGCAGCUUGCGUAGCUUGACCGUGCUGAAGGUACAGGAUAAUGUAAUCGGUUCCGUAGGUGACCACGCUCUAACUGGCCUUACAUCUUUGCAAAUCCUCAAUAUGUCUAGCAAUAGACUCGUUGCACUGCCACCAGAAUUAUUUUCCAAAACGAGAGAGCUGAGACAGCUGAUACUCAGUAAUAAUUCCCUGACGGUAUUAGCACCCGGGCUGCUGGACAGUCUUGAGGAACUCCAGGAGUUAGAUCUCAGCAAUAACGGACUAACGAACCCAUGGGUGAAACGAGAUACUUUUUCACAGUUGAUUCAUCUCGUCGUUCUUGAUCUAUCAUUCAACGCUUUGACGAAAAUAGAUGCGUCCGUCUUCAAAGGUCUGAGCAGCUUACAGAUUCUGAAGCUUGAACACAAUAAUAUCGAUACGCUCGCCGACGGUUGUUUCGCCUCGCUCAUUAGUCUGCAUUCCUUAACGCUUUCGCACAACAGGAUCUCCAGAUUCGAACCGGUGCACACGAUCGGUCUUAGUGCGCUCGGACAGCUCUUCCUAGAUAGCAACAGACUGCGCGUCCUACAUAGGCAUGUGUUCACCAAUCUCACGAACCUUCAAGAUCUCUCUUUGAGCGGAAAUGCUUUGAUGGAAGUUCCUUACGCGGUCCGCGUGUUGCACUCACUCAAAACUCUCGAUCUAGGUAACAAUCAAAUGUCGAGAAUCGAUAAUGACUCGUUUGCCGGUUUGAACGAGGUUUACGGAUUGCGUUUAGUGGACAACAAGUUGGAAAACGUGUCGCGCGAAGCAUUCGCUACUUUGCCAGCGUUACAAGUGCUUAAUCUAGCGAAUAAUUUCAUUCGUCACGUGGAACAAAGUGCUUUCUCAAAUAAUCCGGUGUUACGGGUUAUAAGACUGGACGGAAAUCAAUUGACAGACAUACGAGGCGCCUUCACAAGUCUCUCGACUCUCGUUUGGCUGAACGUGUCCGAUAAUAAGCUGCUGUGGUUCGACUACAGCCAUCUACCGUCUAGCAUAGAAUGGCUGGAUAUACACUCCAAUCAAAUAAGCGAGCUAGGGAAUUUCUACAUGGUACACAACAGUCUGCGAAUAAAGAUGCUAGACGUCAGCUACAACCUUAUCACCGAGAUUAAGGAUAUCAACGUACCGGAUAGUGUGGAGAUGCUGUUUCUAAACAACAACAAGAUACGCAACGUUGCUCCUGGCACAUUCUCGCAGAAGCCAUAUCUGGAUAAGGUAGUGCUUCACAGCAAUGAGAUCAGAAAGUUGGAGAUCACCGCCCUUGGUUUACAAUCGGUAUCGGAGAAGAAGGAACUUCCUGCGUUUUAUAUCGGGGACAAUCCCAUUCUCUGUGAUUGCACCAUGGAAUGGUUGCCACGGAUCAACGAGAUGACUCGGCUACGACAGUAUCCGCGCGUCAUGGAUCUCGGUGCUGUCACGUGCGAUAUGGUGCAUGCUCGCGCCACACCGCGGCGUCCUCUGAUUUCCUUGAAACCAAAGGACUUUCUCUGCCGAUACGAUACGCACUGCUUCGCACUCUGUCACUGCUGCGACUUUGAUGCGUGCGACUGCGAGAUGACCUGUCCCGACAAUUGUUCAUGCUAUCACGAUCACAGCUGGUCCAGCAACGUCGUUGACUGUUCCAACGCUGGAUAUAGACACGUACCGGAACGAAUACCUAUGGAUGCGACGGAGAUCUAUCUGGACGGUAAUGAGCUAGGUGAUCUGAGCAGUCACGUUUUCAUCGGUAAACGUCGCUUGGAGGUACUGUAUUUGAACAACAGUCGUAUCAUCGCGAUACAUAAUCGCACGUUCAACGGUGUUGGUGCUUUGCGCGUUCUUCAUCUCGAGGACAACGCGUUACGGGAACUACGGGGCUUCGAAUUCGAUCAGUUGGAGCGCAUGUCGGAAUUGUAUCUGGAUCAUAAUGCGAUCGCGACUGUGGGCAAUACAACGUUCAAGAAGAUGCAAAAUCUCGAGGUUUUACGAUUAGACAACAAUCGUAUUGUUGACUUUCGGCCGUGGGAAGCUUUGCCGAGCGUCGGUGAUGGCACCAAGGUCGCAUUGGAAGGCAAUGCGUGGAGCUGUGAGUGUGUGAAUGCUGCCAGACUACGCGCAUGGCUCGCGGAACAUCGUGGUGAUCCGCAAAAGAUGUACUGCCGUGACGGUUCCGAGACUCUUGCCCAAGCAAUGGAAAGAUGCGGCGAUCCGUCCACGGAAGCUGUGAGUCGUGGUAUCCAAGAGAUCCCGUUGUUAGGCAGUAAUUUUGUACCCCUACUUGCUGGUGCUCUGGUAGCUGUGAUCGCCAUCUGCCUCUUUGUCGCACUAGCUUUCGUUUUCCGACAAGAUGUGCGACUCUGGGCCCACGCGCGUUACGGUCUGCGACUUGGUAAAAUGACAGCACCGCCUGAUGAGGAGAGAGAUAGACUGUACGACGGUUAUAUUAUUUACAGCGAACGUGACGAAGACUUCGUCUCCAGAUUCCUUGCAGCUGAAUUAGAGCAAGCCGGUUUGGCUCUUUGUUUACAUUGGCGCGACUUACCACCGGCCAGGCCGCAGGAGGCGCUACCACCGGCCGCGGCCUCCGCGAGACGCAUCGUGAUAAUCUUCUCGCCGGUGUUCCUCGCGAAUGAGUGGCAGCACGCAGAAUUCCGCGCCGCUCUAAGAACGGCGCUGGAGAACAUUAGGCCGACCUCGCGGAAGCGUCGAGUGUUAGUGUUGCUAGCUACUGAGACGCCCACCCGAGACCCAGAGUUGCAACUGCUGCUGCAAACGUGCACAGUAGUGAUCUGGGGCGAGAAGAGGUUCUGGGAAAAGCUGAGGUUUGCCAUGCCAGACUCAGUCGACAAACGGCGCGAUAGCAAGAAGGUCAACGACCGCAAUCGCACGCCGACGCGGUACACUGCGGCGCCGUCCGCUGCCGUGGACGUUUGGACCAAGCCUAAUGGCGUUUUGGUCGCACCGGUGCACCAUGCACCCACGCCGACACCCACGCAGUCUACCUACGUCAGCUCGGCGUCCAGCCGUACCGAGGACGAGGACAGCGGCGCGGAACACCAGCAUCAUCAGCAUCAUCCACAUCAUCCUCAUCAACACGGCUACAGCGCGCUACACGCCGGUAACGGCCGUCCGGCCAGUCUGUCCUCGAGAGGCAGCCAUCUCUACAGCACCAUACCGGAACCACCGGUAGUGCCCACCGCGCCACCCGGGGAGGCCCUCGCUCCCGCGCAUCCAGGCAAUCCGCGUACUUACUUUGUCUAG
Cyphomyrmex costatus is the source of this 3981-nucleotide messenger RNA. Its product is annotated as toll-like receptor Tollo. Lineage: Eukaryota; Metazoa; Arthropoda; Insecta; Hymenoptera; Formicidae. The record is from RefSeq and is a predicted model, not a curated record. Gene Ontology annotation, molecular function: protein binding. Gene Ontology annotation, biological process: signal transduction. The coding region runs from base 1 to 3981 and encodes 1326 amino acids. The transcript has a single exon.